Messenger RNA from Annulohypoxylon maeteangense, 1581 nucleotides. RefSeq lists its product as uncharacterized. Bases 70 to 1461 code for a protein of 463 amino acids. The transcript has 6 exons. Gene Ontology annotation, molecular function: DNA binding. The record is from RefSeq and is a predicted model, not a curated record. Lineage: Eukaryota; Fungi; Ascomycota; Sordariomycetes; Xylariales; Hypoxylaceae.
AUUCCAUCUAAAGAACCAAUAUAUUAUAUAUAUAUAAAGUAAACUGAAUUCUGGAAAUUGUUUACAACAAUGCCUCCUAAAAAGCGUACCGCCGCCGAAGCUGCUUCUAUUCCACAGACCUCGCGCCGCAGAUCCGGUCGCAUCGGCUUGAGCGGGAAGAAGAGCACGUAUUUCGAGGCCGCCGACGACGACGGUAGCGAUGAGUUGAGCACGGUGAUGCCACCGCGCAAGGCGGCGAAGACGCAGGCGACGCCGAAGAGGGGUAAAAAGGCUGCGUCGGAUGAUGACGAACUGUUAUAUGAAGACGAGAAGAGCGAGUCUGAGAUUGAUAGCGGUGAUGAUGGGGACGGCUAUGUUGAGGAUAAAGAAGAAUCUGAUGAUGAUAAUUCGGAAAGCGAAGGGUCGCUACCACCGGUGGCACAGAAACGCGGCCGCGGGAGACCGGCUAAGACCCCGACUCCGACUAAAGCUACCGCGAAGAAGUCUGCUGCGAAACCCCGGGUCUCAGAUGCGGGUGCGGCUAAGGGGAGGGGGAGGCCGAAGGCUCAGGGUAAAGCUGUGGCUAAGGCGAAAGCGAAAACUAAGUCUGAAGAAUCUGAUGCCGAGGAGGAUGAUGAUGAUGACGAUGACGACGAUGAUGAGGAGGAGAAUUUGAUUACCUUUAUUCCUGCCGUGAAAUUGAGGGAUCUAGAUGGGGUUGAUUAUGAGGACGAACGGCUUCAUAAAAAUACAUUUCUCUUCCUGAAAGAUCUGAAGGCCAAUAAUAAUAGGAAGUGGCUAAAAGCAAACGAUAAAGAAUAUAGGAGGUCCCUGAAAGACUGGGAGUCGUUCGUCGAGACUCUCACGGAGAAGAUCAUCGAGGCCGACGACACCAUUCCAGAACUCCCCAUCAAGGACGUAGUCUUCCGUAUCUACCGCGACGUCCGAUUUAGCAAAGAUCAGACACCGUAUAAACCCCACUACUCAGCCGCGUGGUCGCGAACAGGCAGGAAGGGACCGUACGCGUGCUACUACGUGCACGCCGAGCCCGGGCGCUGCAUAAUCGGCGGCGGGAUCUGGCAUCCGGACGCGGAAGCCCUCGCCCUACUGCGCGCGAGCGUCGACGAACGCCCGCAUCGCAUCCGUCGCGUCCUGAUGAACCCUACGUUCCGGAAGACGUUCCUGCCUGAGGCCAAAGCCAACGAGAAGUCCGUGCUGGCCGCGUUUGCGGCGAAGAACCAGGAGAAUGCGCUGAAGAAGAAACCGAAGGGCUUCCACCCGGAGCACCGAGACAUCGAGCUCCUGAAGCUAAGGAACUACACCAUCGGCACAGAGAUCGAGGAGGCGGAUUUUACUACGGACGAUGCGCAGGAGAAGAUCAUGCGCGUUAUUUCGGCUAUGGUUGAAUUCGUUUCGUUCCUCAAUAGUGUGGUCAAGCCCGAUCCUAAUGUCGAUAGCGACUCUGACGAGGCAGGAGAGUGACGAUGAGGACGAUGAGAUCUAACCCAUGCAGCUUUGGGAGAUGUUGAAAUUUUUGGUAAGAUUCGAUAGUUUGAUGUAUGUAAUUAUAGCUUUAUUAUUCAUUUGGUGGGUGAGUAAGAG